AGCGACCGAGGAGAUGGACCUGAUCCGGCCGCAGGGCUCCCUGUCGCCCACCACGGCGGCGGCGACAGGAGAGAACCGGUUUGGCGGGAUUGGCUCUGGGAUGGGCCCACACGGCGGACCGGCCAGCCACGAGGACGCCAUCAUCGCAGCGGCUCAGUCCACAUUGGCCGAGAAGGAGCGGCAGGCGACAUAUGACGUGCGGCUGACACAGGCGAUCUGGGAGCUCGCGACGCGAGGGGCGAACCCAGCCGUCGACCUGCUCGUGUGUCUGGAGAGGCGGCACACCAUCGGCUUCCGGUACGUGGACAUUACGAGGCCGGUGGUCAUCCACCACGGCAGCAGGGACACCAGGGUACCCGUCGAGAACGUCAAGUGGCUCGGCAAGACGAUGCGGAGGUGCGAGGUGCGCGUCCUGGAGGGCGAGGGCCACGGGCUCAUGGCCAGCGCCACGGUUAUGGGCACCGUGCUGAUGGAGAUUAGCAAGGAGUGGGAGGACUGGAACAAGGCAACUGGGCAGACGAGGAAGACGGGUGCGAAGUGAAAGAAGAAGAGAAAGAAAAAAAGGAGAGCGAAGAGCGAAGAGGGAGCGCUCGUCUCAGGUCACACGAACGACGAAGUAAUGAACACCACCCUAUAUUAUAUUUAUCUCUCUCUUAAUACUCGACUGAUCUGAAUGAAGACAAUGGUCGCUGCCUCCC
This is a messenger RNA of Cryphonectria parasitica EP155, 698 nucleotides long. RefSeq lists its product as uncharacterized. The transcript has a single exon. The coding region runs from base 14 to 541 and encodes 175 amino acids. NCBI's taxonomy places the organism in Eukaryota, Fungi, Ascomycota, Sordariomycetes, Diaporthales, Cryphonectriaceae. The record is from RefSeq and is a predicted model, not a curated record.